Messenger RNA from Phyllostomus discolor (pale spear-nosed bat), 2740 nucleotides. RefSeq names its product FYN-binding protein 1-like. NCBI's taxonomy places the organism in Eukaryota, Metazoa, Chordata, Mammalia, Chiroptera, Phyllostomidae. The record is from RefSeq and is a predicted model, not a curated record. The transcript has 18 exons. Gene Ontology annotation, molecular function: lipid binding; protein binding. Gene Ontology annotation, biological process: integrin-mediated signaling pathway; T cell receptor signaling pathway; protein localization to plasma membrane. Bases 27 to 2510 code for a protein of 827 amino acids. Gene Ontology annotation, cellular component: plasma membrane.
AUGGGAAAGCAGAUGUGAAGUCCCUGAUGGCGAAGUUUAACACGCUGGGCAACCCCACGCAGGAGGUCAACAGCCGGCCCUUCAAAGUGGCGGGGCAGAACUCCCCGUCAGGCGUACAGGCGAGAAAGAACUUAUUCGACAACCAAGGAAAUGCCAGCCCCCCCACGGGACCCAGCAACGUGCCCAAGUUUGGAUCGCCGAAGCCUCCUCUGGCAGUGAAACCUUCUUCCGAGGACAAGCCGGACGUGGAGCCCAAGCCCCCCUUCCUAAAGCCCACGGGCGCGGGCCCGAGGUUCGGGUCGCCCUCCCCGGCAGCCUCGGCCUCGGCCAGCAGGGGCCCGGAGGGGAAGGUGGAAUUUCCCAGGCCUGCAGGCCUCAAGCCCACCAGCCUGCCCCGAGAAGACGCCAAGCCCGCCUUCCCGCGGCCUCCCGGGAACAAGCCUGCCCUGCCCGGUGCGAGCCAGGACCCUGACCUGAAGCCUCCAGGGCUGAAGCCCAAGUUUAACCCUCCGGCCCAGGAAAAUGAGCAGAAGCCAGUGUUCCCCAAGCUGUCUGGCAUCCAAGGCAAGUUCGUGUCCGCCUCCCAGGACCAGGACCCCAAGCCCCUCUUCCCCAAGCCCCCCUUUGGCCAGAAGCCAUCCCUCAGCGUGGAGGACCCUCACGAAGCCGAGAGCCCCCCAAAGAAUGCAGCGCUACAAAGAGGAGCCGUGGGCCCCCUGGGGGUCAAGCCCAAAGUGGGCCCUUUAAAGCCUGCAAAGGAAGACCCGGAAAAUAGAGACCAUGGAGGGGAGACGUCCAGUUCGCCUUUUCCUGGCGUCGUUCUGAAACCGGCGGCCAGCAGGGGAGGCCCGGGCCUCCCCAAAGGUGCUGAAGAAAGGAGAGAAGACAGACGGAUAGAUGCCGCCAAGAACAUGUUCCUGAGCAAAAUGAACCAAGAGGACCCGGCCUCUGGGGCCCCCCCUGCCAAGUUCCCAAAGACACCCUCUAAGGUGGCCGUGGCAGGGCCCUGGGGCCAAAGUCAGGAAAAGGAAAAGGGUGACAAGCACCCAGCCACCCCCAAGCAGAAGCCCCUGCCCCCUUUGUCCGUCCUGGGCCCGCCGCCCCCGAAACCCAGCCGGCCGCCGCAGGUCAACCUGUCGAAAUUCUACAAAGCUGCCCCUGGAAACGGUACCAGCAAAGGCCAACCACCUUUCUCAACAACUUCCGUACCACCGCCCCCACCGUCCCAUCCAGCCAGCCAACCGCCCUUGCCAGCUUCCCACCCGACACAACCGCCAGUCCCAAGUCUACCUCCCAGAAACAUCAAACCUCCUCUAGAUCUAAAAAGCUCGGUAAAUGAUGACAGUCGAGAUGGUGGCAUGCACUUGGAUGGUUCUGGAAACCUAGAAGAGGAAGAAAGUGAAGGAGAAACAUAUGAAGACAUAGAAGCAUCCAAAGAACGAGAGAAGAAAAGGGAAAAGGAGGAAAAGAAGAAGUUAGAGCUGGAGAAAAAGGAGCAGAAAGAGAGAGAAAAGAAAGAACAAGAGAUAAGGAAGAAAUUCAAACUCACAGGCCCUAUCCAAGUCAUCCAUCAAGCCAAAGCUUGCUGCGAUGUCAAAGGGGGAAAGAAUGAGCUGAGCUUCAAGCAAGGGGAGCAGAUUGAAAUAAUCCGCAUCACAGACAACCCAGAGGGAAAGUGGUUGGGCAGGACCAGCAGGGGGUCAUAUGGCUACAUCAAAACAACUGCUGUGCAGAUUGACUACGAUUCCUUGAAACGGAAGAAAAACUCUCUCGGUCCUCUUUCAUCGAAACCCAUUGAAGAUGACCAAGAAGUGUAUGAUGAUGUGGGGGAGCAGGAUGAGGUCAGCAGCCACAGUCACAGUGGAGGUGGAGGGUUCCCACCUCCCCCAGAUGAUGAUAUUUAUGAUGGAAUUGAAGAAGAAGAGGCUGAUGAUGGCUCCACGCUACAGGUUGAAGAGAAGAGUAACACGUGGUCCUGGGGGAUUUUGAAGAUGUUAAAGGGAAAAGAGGACAGAAAGAAAAGUAUACGAGAGAAACCUAAAGUCUCUGAGUCAGACAAUAAUGAAGGUUCAUCCUUCCCUCCGCCUCCUAAACAACUGGAAGGGGGAGAGGAGGUGUACGACGAUGUGGAUGCCUCAGAUUACCCUGCUCCAUCAGCUGAGAUGAGUCAAGGAACCAAGGCCAAAACAGAAGACAUAGACCCUAAGAAGCUAAAAAAGCAAGAAAAAGAAGAAAAAGACUUCAGGAAAAAAUUUAAAUAUGAUGGUGAAAUCAGAGUCCUCUAUUCAACCACAGUUGCUCCGUCCCUAACUGCGAAGAAGUGGGGGAACAGAGACCUCCCGGUGAAGCCUGGCGAAUCCGUCGAAGUCAUACAGAACACGGAUGACACCAAGGUCCUCUGCAGGAAUGACGAAGGGAAAUAUGGUUAUGUUCUUCGGAGUAACUUGGUGGACAAUGAUGGAGAAAUCUAUGACGAUAUUGCUGACGGUUGCAUCUAUGACAAUGACUAACCCUCAGCUUGGGUCAUCUGUACCUACGUGAAGUCUGGGUUUGAACUGGCCUAUGUUAUUGGUUAUCACAGAAAAUGAAUGCACAAAACUACUUAUCAUGUGUUAUAAAAUUAUGAUUAUCUUGAUAAAGUUUUGACAUUGUGGACUUAGAAAGUGAUCUCUCUGCUUAAUCAACAUCUGGGAAGACUGUAUCAUGAAAUGUAGGAAUUAUUAAAUAUUUAAACAUCCCA